GUGAAUCAUUCUGUGCAGGUUCAGGCUGCUCACUCGCCAGAAAUCGCUGCUGAGCGUCUCACAGUUGCUGGGUUGGAGGGGGAGUGAGGCUUGUAGUUUCCCUCUUAAAGUGGAACUGUCCCGAAAGACAUUUGGAUUUUUGUGUGUGUGUCCAUAUCGAAAUAUAAAAUAUUGCACAAAGAGAGCGUUUGAGCGAACGCGCAUUUUCUCAUCUUUCUGGGCAGCGGAUCGAAGUUACCACCAUGCCGGUGUUUCACACCAAGACCAUAGAGAGUAUUCUGGAGCCGGUGGCUCAGCAGAUAUCCCACUUAGUGAUAAUGCACGAAGAAGGGGAGGUGGACGGCAAGGCGAUCCCCGAUCUCACCGGACCGGUGGCCGUAGUGCAGGCGGCCGUCAGCAACCUCGUCAGGGUGGGGAAAGAGACGGUUCAGACCACAGAAGACCAGGUCAUGAAGAGAGACAUGCCGUCGGCCUUCAUUAAGGUGGAGAACGCCUGUGCCAAGCUGGUGCAGGCGGCCCAGAUGCUGAAGGCCGACCCCUACUCCGUCCCCGCCCGCGAUUACCUCAUCGACGGGUCCCGCGGCAUCCUGUCGGGAACCUCCGACCUGCUGCUGACGUUCGACGAGGCCGAGGUCCGUAAGAUCAUCCGGGUGUGCAAAGGAAUCAUGGAGUACCUGACCGUGGCGGAGGUGGUGGAGACGAUGGAGGACUUAAUCACAUACACCAAGAACCUGGGGCCAGGAAUGACGAAGAUGGCGAAGAUGAUUGACGAGCGGCAGCAGGAGCUGACGCACCAGGAGCACCGCGUGAUGCUGGUCAACUCCAUGAACACGGUGAAGGAGCUGCUGCCCGUGCUCAUCUCCGCGGUGAAAAUAUUUGUGACGACCAAGAGCACGAAGAGCCAGGGCGUGGAGGAGUCGCUGAAGAACCGGAACUUCACCUUCCACAAGAUGAGCGCGGAGAUCAGCGAGAUCAUCCGGGUCCUGCAGCUCACCUCCUGGGACGAGGACGCCUGGGCCAACAAAAAGGACAUGGAGGCGAUGAGGAGGGCGUUGGCGAUCAUCGAGUCGAAGAUGAACCUGGCGAAGGGCUGGCUCAGAGACCCCCACGGCAUGCCAGGGGAUCCCGGAGAGCAGGCUGUGCGGGUGAUCCUGGACGAGGCAGGGAAGGUGGGGGAGCUGUGCGCGGGGAGGGAGCGCAGGGAGAUCCUGGGAGCCGUCAAAGCCCUGGCGCUGAUCUGCGACCAGGUGUGCGAGCUGCGUGCCAGGGGCCAGGGGCCCACCCCGGGGGCCAUGCAGAAGGGCCAGCAGGUGGCCGGGGGCCUGGACAUUCUCACGGGGAAGGUGGAGAACGCGGCUCGUAAGCUGGAGGCCAUGACGAACGCCAAGCAGGCCAUCGCCAAGAGAAUCGACGCUGCGCAGAGCUGGCUGGCGGACCCUAACGGGGGCCCGGAGGGGGAGGAGAACAUCCGCGCUCUGCUGGCAGAGGCCAAGCGCAUCGCUGACCUGUGUGAGGACCCCAAAGAGCGGGACGACAUCCUGCGCUGCAUCGCCGACAUCGCCGCGCUCACCGCCAAGCUGAGCGCGCUGCGGAGACAGGGUAAAGGGGACACUCCGGAGGCCCGGGCCUUGGCGAAGCACAUCGGGGCGGCGCUGCAGAACCUGCAGUCCAAGGUGAACCGCGCGGUGGCCAACAGCAGACCCGCCAAGGCCGCCAUCAACCUGGAGGGCAAGAUGGAGCAGGCCCUGCGCUGGAUCGAGAACCCCAGCGUGGACGACCGCGGCGUGGGCCAGGCUGCGAUUCGCGGGCUGGUGGCGGAGGGCCGGCGGCUGGCCAAUGGGCUGCUGGGGCCGUACCGGCAGGAGCUGCUGGGCCGCUGCGACCGCGUGGAGCAGCUCAUGCUGCAGCUGGCAGACCUGGCAGCCCGCGGGGAGGGGGAGUCCCCCCAGGCCCAGGCCGUGGCCCACCACCUGAAGGAAGCGCUGAAGGACUUGAAGGCUAAGAUGCAGGAGGCGAUGACUCAGGAGGUGUCGGACGUCUUCAGCGACACCACCACCCCCAUCAAGCUGCUGGCUGUGGCAGCCACUGCGCCCCCCGAAGCCCCCAACAGAUCAGAGGUGUUCGAUGAACGAGCCGCUAACUUUGAGGGCCACGCGGGCAGACUGGGAGCCACGGCGGAGAAGGCCGCGGCGGUGGGCACCGCCAACAAGAGCACAGUGGAGGGCAUCCAGGCGGCGGUGAAGAGCUCCAGAGAGCUGACCCCACAGGUGGUUUCUGCCGCCGCGAUUCUGCUGAAGAAUCCGGGGAACCAAGCGGCCUACGAGCACUUUGAGACCAUGAAGAACCAGUGGAUCGACAACGUGGAAAAAAUGACGGGUCUGGUGGACAUGGCGAUCGACACCAAGUCCCUGCUGGACGCGUCGGAGGAGGCCAUCAAGAAGGACAUCGACAAGUGCCGCGUCGCCAUGGCGAACGUGCAGCCCCAGCUGCUGGUCGCCGGGGCGACCAGCAUCGCCCGCCGGGCCAAUCGCGUGCUGCUGGUGGCGAAGAGGGAGGUGGAGAACUCGGAGGACCCCAAGUUCCGCGAGGCGGUGAAGGCGGCGUCGGAUGAGCUCAGCAAGACCAUCGCCCCCAUGGUGAUCGAUGCCAAGGGCGUGGCCGGACACAUCCAGGACCCGGGGCUGCAGAAGAGCUUCCUGGACUCGGCCUACAGGAUUCUGGGAGCUGUAGGCAAAGUGAGAGAGGCCUUCCAGCCUCAGGAGCUGGACUUCCCCCCUCCCCCUCCUGACCUGGAUCAGCUGCAUGUGAACGAUGAGCCGGCCCCGCCCAAACCGCCUCUCCCUGAGGGCGAGGUCCCGCCCCCCCGGCCCCCUCCCCCGGAGGAGAAGGACGAGGAGUUCCCCGAGCAGAAGGCCGGGGAGAUGGUGAGCGAGCCCAUGAUGGUCGCCGCCCGGCAGCUCCACGACGAGGCUCGCAAGUGGUCCAGCAAGCCCGAGGUGGUGGAGGAGGCGUUUGAGCCCGCCGAGGCGGAGGUAGAUAUUGAUGAUGAGGAUGAGGCGGAGGACGUCGAGUUCACAGACAAUGAGGACGAUUUCGAGCCUGAGCUGCUCCUAAUGCCGUCCAAUCAGCCGGUAAACCAGCCCAUCCUGGCAGCCGCUCAGGCCCUGCACCAGGAGGCCCGCAAGUGGUCCAGUAAGGGAAAUGACAUCAUCGCGGCGGCGAAGAGGAUGGCGCUGCUGAUGGCGGAGAUGUCGCGCCUGGUGCGCGGCGGCAGCGGGAACAAGCGCGCCCUCAUCCAGUGCGCCAAGGACAUCGCCAAGGCCUCCGACGAGGUCACGCGGCUGGCCAAGGAGGUGGCCAAGCAGUGCACCGACAAGCGCAUCCGCACCAACCUGCUCCAGGUGUGUGAGCGCAUCCCCACCAUCAGCACCCAGCUGAAGAUCCUCUCCACCGUGAAGGCCACCAUGCUGGGCCGCACCAACAUCAGCGAGGAGGAGUCGGAGCAGGCCACCGACAUGCUAGUCCACAACGCCCAGAACCUGAUGCAGUCCGUGAAGGAGACGGUGCGGGAGGCUGAGGCGGCUUCCAUCAAGAUCCGGACGGACGCCGGCUUCACUCUGCGGUGGGUCAGGAAGACCCCCUGGUACCAGUAAAACGGUCUUUCUCUGCUCCGCCUCAACCGUGCAGUCCCGCAAACCCACCACCAGGGGGCAGAGGAGCGGCCCACCGAACGACCGGACAGGUCCCGGCCGUCUCGUUUACAGAAAACAAACCUCUCGCCCGGAGAAAUCAGUUUCAGUUGCUUCCUUUUGGAAUUUAUGUUCUUAAAGAAGGUCUGCGGUAAGCUUACCAUCAGCUUCAGUCAUGGUAGAAUGUAGUCAAACUGAAAACUGUUUUUUUAAGAUUUAUUAUUAUAAUUUUUUUUUAGCAUUUUUGGUUUUCAAGCAGCCCCCCCCCGCCCCACCCCAUCCCAUAUAUCAAAUAUAUAUAGGUAUUUAUAUUUUUUGCAUGGACAGUCUUUUGAAAUGAAGGACAGGAAUAAGCUUUACCUUUUAAAUGGUACUUUAACUUAUUUUCUAAUUUAAGAGUUCUGUGAAGCAUACCAUUUAAUUCUAUUUCAACACUGGGAAUUUUUUCGCGUGUGUACAUUUUAAUUGCUUAAUUUAUUUUUAUUUUUAUGUUUCUGUAUUCAGAAACUCAAUCUCUAAAUCACGCAGGAAAACCCUUUUACAGCUGUGCGUAAAAUUAUGUCAGCUGAACUCCUGCAUUUUAAUUAUUACAAUCAAGUGUUCUUAAUGUGAUAUUUACGCCUUUGAAUUGUUUACACCAGUUGGUGCUUGGUGAGCGUUCAUGUAUCAUAAUGUAUUUAACAUUUCAUAAAUGGCGCCAAAGAUUUUAUUUAGCCAUGUACGGUUUCAAACUCAUUAUUUAUGUUUGCGUUUUUUUUUUUUUUUUUGCAAUAUAUAAAAAAAGAUUGAAAGGAUUUUUUUCUAAGCAGUCUGCAAGUCUAAUUCAAAACGUAGACGGGAGCGUGAAAGCAAAAUUAACCCGAUAUUUAGGGUCAAACUCAAUCAAACCGUUAUUGCGCUUUGUUCUUACUUUUGAGUGAUAAACUCUAUUGUAAUAAGAAAUAACAAGGUUGUAUUUAUUCUCUAUUUAUUCUCGCUUAAAUGAAUGUCUUAAUGUUAAAAGACAAAGCACAUAAGCAUUUGACAGUUUCAUUUUACUCUUAGUAGUAAAAAUGUUUCAAAAGUAAAACAUUUAAUUUUUGUAUGGUUUUAAUUUAUAAUUGUAUGAAUGAUUUGCGUGUGUUGUGCUGCUGUGAGAAAUUAGUCCAGACUAGUACCAGAUAAAAAAAUAAUAGUACACCCAUCCUUGGUGUUGUAUUAUGUCCCGUGGUACUUUCCAGUGAAACAAAAUCACUGAUCUUAAUGAAUUACUUGAAGUAAUCAGCGUUAAGAAGUCGUAUUCUGUUGCUUAAAUGAGCACGGUAUUUAUUUAAAUAAUGGUACGAGAAGCGGUUGUGAAAUUUCGAAACGUACAGGUCCUGGUGCGAGUUGUAUUCCCGCGGGAACUGCGUGCUUAAAACCCUGCACGGUCUACAGUAAAGACCGACUGCCGUCGCAGAGCGAGCAUACGGCACUAAUGUGAACCGGAGUGUUAUUGUGUGACUCGGCCUGGCCUUGGUAUCUACCCACCGACAGACACUUUGCAUUAAUGUAAUGCAGACCCGCGUGAAAUGUGAUUGAAUACUUUUCGACACGUUAGAACUUUUAGUCCUCUUGCUUGGCUCAAUUACACCAGGCAAGAUUAGUCGAGCUCAGAAAAGUAUUUGAAUCCAAAACAAUUACGUGUUUGACCCAGGUCUGAUCGAUGCGUUUCAUGCCAAGUCUCAAGAGAGUUGCUUUUUUUUUUUUUUUUCUUCCAACAAGCAUGUGAGGCUUUUGAGAACCUGUGGUAAACUGCUGUUUGAAUGUGAAUGUACUACUGAAGCCAUGCGAUCCCUGUGCCUUGGAAUAAAAGGGUUUGUAGUCUCUAUUUCUGUUUCACUAGAACUCUGUAAAGGUAAAGCUAGCCCGUUGGCUCACUGAAGGCACGUGGAGGCCAGAGCGAGCAUCCAGGUGGCUAGUUAUAUCAAAGUACAAUUGUAAUCGCUCUGAUGCUCUGGGUUGGUCAUCAUGCCUAACUCUUGGAGGUUUACAUUGUCAAAAUCUGACAGGCUUUUAAUAAAGUAUUUUGUAACCUUUU
Messenger RNA from Conger conger (European conger), 5748 nucleotides. Its product is annotated as vinculin-like. Gene Ontology annotation, molecular function: structural molecule activity; actin filament binding. Gene Ontology annotation, biological process: cell adhesion. Bases 243 to 3653 code for a protein of 1136 amino acids. The transcript is spliced from 22 exons. The record is from RefSeq and is a predicted model, not a curated record. NCBI's taxonomy places the organism in Eukaryota, Metazoa, Chordata, Actinopteri, Anguilliformes, Congridae. Gene Ontology annotation, cellular component: actin cytoskeleton.